Messenger RNA from Loxodonta africana (African savanna elephant), 1585 nucleotides. It is a transcript of the gene TMOD1, whose product is annotated as tropomodulin 1. Gene Ontology annotation, molecular function: tropomyosin binding. Gene Ontology annotation, biological process: pointed-end actin filament capping; muscle contraction; myofibril assembly. Gene Ontology annotation, cellular component: cytoskeleton; striated muscle thin filament; myofibril. NCBI's taxonomy places the organism in Eukaryota, Metazoa, Chordata, Mammalia, Proboscidea, Elephantidae. The record is from RefSeq and is a predicted model, not a curated record. The transcript has 10 exons. Bases 155 to 1234 code for a protein of 359 amino acids.
AGCCGCCCGCCCGAGCGCCGCUGUGCCGCCCGCGCCCGUCCGUGGUCCUCCGUGUCCGCCUAGCGGCAGCCCGCGCCCGCCCCCGCUCCCGUGGCUCUACCACCGGGUCACAGAGCUACACAGAAGCUACAAGACAAAGACAAGUUCUCCUACAAUGUCAUACAGACGAGAACUAGAGAAAUACCGUGACCUGGAUGAAGAUAAAAUCCUCGGAGCCCUAACAGAGGAAGAGCUCAGGACCCUGGAAAAUGAGCUGGAUGAGCUGGACCCUGAUAAUGCAUUGCUGCCUGCAGGCCUGAGGCAGAAGGAUCAGACCACCAAGGCGCCCACAGGCCCCUUUAAAAGAGACGAGCUCUUGGAUCACUUGGAAAAGCAAGCAAAGGAGUUUAAGGACCGAGAAGACCUGGUCCCCUACACAGGGGAAAAACGAGGAAAGGUCUGGGUCCCCAAGAAGAAGCCAAUGGAUCCCGUGCUGGAAAGUGUGACGCUGGAGCCUGAGUUGGAGGAGGCCUUGGCCAACGCGUCCGAUGCAGAACUCUGUGACAUUGCAGCUAUCCUGGGCAUGCACACCCUCAUGAGCAACCAGCAGUACUACCAGGCCCUGGGCAGCAGCUCCAUCGUGAACAAGGAGGGACUCAACAGUGUGAUCAAACCUACACAAUACAAGCCUGUGCCAGACGAACAACCAAAUUCAACAGACGUAGAAGAAACGCUGGAGCGGAUAAAGAACAACGACCCGAAACUUGAAGAUGUUAACCUCAAUAACAUCCGGAAUAUCCCCAUACCCACCCUCAAGGCCUACGCAGAAGCCCUGAAAGAGAACUCGUAUGUGAAGAAGUUCAGCAUUGUUGGAACGAGGAGCAAUGACCCCGUGGCAUAUGCCCUUGCUGAGAUGCUCAAGGUGAACAAGGUGUUGAAGACACUGAAUGUGGAAUCCAACUUCAUUUCUGGAGCUGGGAUCCUGAGACUGGUAGAAGCCCUUCCACACAACACUUCUCUUGUGGAGCUAAAAAUUGAUAACCAGAGCCAGCCCCUGGGCAACAAAGUGGAAAUGGAGAUCGUGAGCAUGUUGGAAAAAAACGCGACACUUCUCAAAUUUGGCUACCACUUUACCCAGCAGGGGCCCCGGCUGCGGGCGUCCAAUGCAAUGAUGAACAACAACGACCUUGUGAGGAAGAGGAGGCUCGCAGACUUGACUGGGCCCAUCAUUCCCAAGUGCAGGAGUGGCAUCUAGUGCGUGGAAGCGAAAAUCAUGCCUUUGAACUGGACAUGUUCUACCGAUAAUCUGUGCUCUGCCGGGCAAACCAGAAGGCAAAAUGCCGGCACAAAAUCCUUUUGUGGUUCAGUUCUUCAUGCACUAAGGUUUUAGGUUAACUAGUGGUUGUAGUGGAAGUUUUUAUAAAAUAUGGUUAAUGUGAAGUUUUUCUUUAGUCACAGAAGUUCAGUCUAGUUAUUAUUUUAAAACUAAGAAACCCUCAAACCGGCAGAUCUUACUGAAGAUGGAGUUACAUUGACUUAACCCCAGGAGCCCAGUUUCAGUGGCCUUGCUAUGCGGUGUUUCAGGUGUGUAACACAUGAACAAACA